GAUGCGCGCAUCCUUACAACCAGCAAGCCACGCCUCUGCACCCGGGGCACCCGCCUUCACCUCCGCCCCCAGCCGCAGCACCCCCAGCCCCCGCUGCCGCUGCGGGUGGUGCCCGGCGACCCAUCCAUCACCACCACCAUCCGCACAUCCCUCCUAAUGGAGCGCUUGGGGGGCUGUACGGCCCGGGGCUGUUCCGCCAUGAAUCCUACCCGCCCCCCUUUGAUACCGCUCGGCUGGAGCUGGCACGUGGGGCGGCUCAUGGCCCGCCGGAGGCUCGGUUUGAGGAUCUGAGAUUUGUGCAGCAGAUCGGAGAGGGAGGAUUUGGGAGGGUCUACUACGGCUACUGGCAGGGUCACCGUGUGGCUAUCAAGCUGGCACACCCGCCCCCUGCCGCCGCAUCCCCGCCUGCAGUGGCGGCAGCAGCACCUGCCGCGGGGGGUGGCGCUGUGGGUCCAGGGGAAGCAGCCGCCGGCGGGGCUCAGGCGGGAGCUGGGGACGCCGGCGGACGUGGCGGAGUUGCAGCAGCAGCUGGCGGCGGUGCGGGAGGCGGGGGCACUGGUGGGGGUGGGGGUGCGGUGGGAGGAGCAGGGGGCGGGGAGCAGAUGGAGCAGCUGGUGCGGGAGUUCAGUCGCGAGGUCGCCGCUAUGAGUGCCCUGCCGCCGCAUAAGAACGUGCUCACGCUGCUGGCCGCCUGCACCCAGCCGCCGCAGCUCGCCCUCAUCACGGACUACUGCGCAGCGGGCUCCCUAUACCAGCUGCUGCAUGGGCCGCGACCCGGCGGGUCGGCGCCACCCGCGUGGCCGCAGCUGCUGGGCAUCUGCCUGGGGGUGGCGCAGGGCAUGGCGUGGCUGCACCGCCACGCGGUGCUGCAUCGAGACCUGAAGAGCGCCAACAUAUUGUUGGAUAACAGCGGCAAUGCGAAGAUUGCGGACUUUGGGCUGGCCAAGAUAGCGAGCGGGCAGCACCGGCAGGUGAUGACGGGCGGUCUGGGCACCUACCAGUGGGCGGCCCCCGAGGUGCUGGCGCACCAGCGGUACAGCGAGAAGGCGGAUGUGUACAGUUUCGGUAUCGUGCUGUGGGAGUGCCUCACGCGGCGCUUACCCUACGCGGGCAUGACUCCCGUCCAAGCCGCCGUGGGGGUGGUCAACAACGGCCUGCGCCCUGAGCUCCCGCGCGGCACGCCGCCCGCCGUGGCCGACCUCAUCCGCUCCUGCUGGGCCGCGGUGCCCGAGCAGCGCCCCUCCUUCACGCAGAUCGAGGUGCAGGUGGGGGUCAUACUGCAGCAGGCGAGAGCAGCGGUAGCUGGGGGCGGUGGAGGUGGAGGGGGUGAGGGGGUGGGUGGUGCUGAAGGGGGGCUGGCGGGCAGGAUGGGGAGCUUGUGGCCGGCUGGACCGGCUGGAGCGAGAUGAGGGAGUAACGGCUGGAGAGAGGGAAGGAGGGAGGCAGCGGAGGAGGCGUGCAUGCGCGCAGGUGCUGUGCGGAGGGACUGUGCAAGGAGUGCAUGGAGGAGGGACGUAAGGAGGAUGGGUAGGGGGUUGCAAGGUUUGAGGCUGGGCGGUUAGCUGGGUGGUGCCAGGACGUGGGGGACCCGGGGCAGUGCUCGUACAACCGCUUCCUUGGUUCAAAGGGGUAUUGACAGGGCACGCUGCGGGCGCAUGUUCCUUGCUUGGGAUGGUGGAGGCCAUUCGACCAUGUAGCUUCACUCGCGGGGUCAUGGAGUGGGCAUGCUGUAGGGGUGUCGCUGAGGAAGCGGACCCGGGUUCCUUGCCUCGUGCAGUCGGUUUUGUAGUCCUCGUCCUGUUGGCUGGAUGGGCAAAGAGGAGUUAAGGAAGGAGAGCUAGGGUUGUGGCUUAGCGUGCCUUGGGGUUUCGUUUUGAGUUUAACUGGAGGUUUCGAUGGUUGAUUUUCCUUAGCUAAACAACACAUGUGGAUGGGCCUUAUGGUCAAAAAGUGAACAGGGAAACGUUUUUGGCCACGACCGGCCGUGGCGGC
This is a messenger RNA of Astrephomene gubernaculifera, 1992 nucleotides long. The record is from the annotation of a GenBank genome assembly. NCBI's taxonomy places the organism in Eukaryota, Viridiplantae, Chlorophyta, Chlorophyceae, Chlamydomonadales, Astrephomenaceae.